Molecule: messenger RNA, 1738 nt
Organism: Pseudogymnoascus destructans
Lineage: Eukaryota; Fungi; Ascomycota; Leotiomycetes; Thelebolales; Thelebolaceae
Exons: 3
Coding region: 383-1738 (451 amino acids)
Biological process (GO): guanine metabolic process
Cellular component (GO): cytosol
Molecular function (GO): zinc ion binding; guanine deaminase activity
Source: RefSeq, a predicted model, not a curated record
GUGUGUCACUUGCUAUCUUUUUUUAUCGCGCGUCUCCUUCCAAGCUUCCAACACCUAGACCUGUUUGAAAGAGUGGGUGUGGUCCUUGGUAACUGAUAAUAUGUUGCAAUCGACUGGGAGCGGCGGAGCACGCCGGUAGCCGUUAACUAUGCGGGUCUCGGUCCCUCACCUCAACAGUGAUAAACGGACAACCAUGUAACAUAAGGAGGCCUCUAAACAAACCAAAGGAGUUUACCCACAAUAUAUAGUUACCCGUUAGAGUGUAUAUGGUUACGAUCGGUAUCUGUAACCGUUGAUAUUGCCAUCGUACGGUAUUGAGCUGGAUUUGCGGGCAUUGGCGCUAUCUAACAAGGGUUCUCCAUACUUUGUAUAACACGCCAUCAUGAGUGGAAAGGUGGUAGAGAAGAAGGUCUACUUGGGCACAUUUGCCCAUAGCAAGAGUUUGAAGGAGCUGGAGAUAGCACACGAUGCUGCCAUUUUUGUGGACGAGACCGGCAAGAUCGUGGCCGUCGAGAGGGGCGUCGCCGACGAAGCGGCGGCGAAGAGCUUCUUCCCCAAGCUGAACUGGAGUGAUAGCCAGGAGAAGCCGAUCCAAAUCAUCAAGUCCAAAGAAGAGCAAUUCUUUUUCCCAGGCUUCAUAGACACCCACAUCCACGCCUCGCAAUACCCCAACGCGGGCAUCUUCGGCAAGUCCACCCUCCUCGACUGGCUAAACACCUACACCUUCCCCCUGGAAUCCUCCCUCUCCGCCCUCCCCACCGCCCACCGCGUCUACGCCCGCGUCAUCGCCCGCACCCUCUCCCACGGCACCACAACCGCCGCCUACUACGCCACCAUCUCCGUCCCCGCCACCAAUCUCCUCGCGGACCUCUGCCUCGCCGCCGGCCAGCGCGCUCUCAUUGGGCGCUGUUGCAUGGAUUCGCUCGCGCCGGACUACUACCGCGAUGCUGGGCCUGAGGAGAGCAUCGCGGACACGCGGGCGACAAUUGCGCAUAUCGCCUCCAUCGACCCUACGCACGCGAUUGUCAAGCCGAUCAUCACCCCACGCUUUGCACCCUCGUGCUCGAGUCAGCUGCUGAUGGGGCUGGGGAAGCUGCAGAAGGAGACGGGAUUGCCAGUGCAGACGCACAUCUCGGAGAAUAAGCGCGAGAUCGACCUCGUCGCGCAGCUAUUCCCGGAAUCGAAGAGUUACGCCGAGGUCUACGAUUCCCAUGACUUGCUGGGGCCGAAGACGGUGCUGGCGCAUGCGGUUCAUAUCACGGAUGAGGAGAGGGCGCUGAUUAGAGAGCGUGGGGCGGGGAUUAGCCAUUGCCCGGUUAGUAACGCGGCGCUGUCGAGUGGGAUGGCGGCAGUGAGGACGUGGUUGGAUGAUGGGAUUAAUGUCGGCUUGGGCACGGAUUCGCAACCUGGCGAUGGGGGAGGCGGGGGAGGAGGCGGAGAGGAGGAAGUUGAGCGUGGAGGAAGCGCUGUAUUUGGGGACUCUUGGGGGGGGAAGGUUGUGGGGAUGGAGGGGAAGGUGGGGGCGUUUGAGGUGGGGAUGGAGUGGGAUGCGCAGCUGGUGGGGAUGGAGGGUGUUGGGGUGGAGGGGGGGUUUGAGGGGGGUGAUGGGGGGCCGGUGGAUAUCUUUGGGUGGGAGAGCUGGGAGAAUAAGCUGGCGAAGUGGGUGUUUAAUGGGGAUGAUAGGAAUACUUUGGCUGUUUGGGUUCGGGGGAGACUGGUGCACCAGCGGAGAUCUUGA